AUGGUCUUUGUCUUUUGCUUCUUCGCUGUGAUCCGGUGGAUCUGGACACAAGGACGUGCUGCUCGUGCCGAACAUGAGGAGCGUAGUUGGUUCCGCCUGGGUUUCGCAGAGAGCAUGGUGGAUCCAGAUCCCGAAGAAAAGCAAGAGGGAGAGGUCGAGGCGGCCGACGCUGCCGCAGCCAAGAAGAAAAGGAAGAACAAGAAGAAAAAGAGCCCCGCAGCAGGGGAUGCAGCGCAGGAUGAAGAAGCGGUCCCGGCAAGUGCAGAAGCUGGGGCUCCUGAUUCACCCAAUGCGCAAGAAAGCGAUGAGGAGGACAAGGUGGAUGCGGCAGAUGCCGCAGGAGAUAAGAAGAAGAAAAAGAAGAAGAAAAAGGCCGGAUCCGGAGGAGGUGGGGCCAAGGCUUUCAAUAUCCCCGAGCAGGACAACACCGCCCUCCGCCGGGUCCGAAACUGGGCUGCGGUACCCACGUCACGGCAAAGUCCAGAAUUCGACAUUCCCGUCAGUGAGCAGUAUCCUGAUAGCCAGUUUCCGCUCGGCGAAUGUGUCGAGUACGUUGGAUCGCACGCCUUCCGGACGUCAUCCGCUGAGAAGCGUGAGAUGGAGCGGCUCAUGUCCUAUGACUACGAGAAGAUCCGCAAAGCCGGAGAGGUUCAUCGCCAGGUCAGGAAGUACGUGCAGUCCUUCGUGAAGCCUGGGCUGAAGAUGACGGAGAUCUGCCAACGCCUGGAGAGAAAAACCCACGAGUUGGUAGUAGCGAACGGCCUUGAAGCAGGAUGGGGCUUCCCAACAGGUUGUUCCCUGAACUAUGUGGCCGCCCACUACACUCCGAACUAUGGGGACGAAACUGUCUUGCAGUACGAUGACGUUUGCAAGUUGGAUUUCGGUGUUCAAGUCGGUGGUCGCAUCGUCGACUGCGCCUUUACCAUCGCCUUCAAUGAGAGGUAUGACCCCAUCAUUGAGGCAAGUCAGGCAGGUACCAACACUGGAGUCAAGGAAGCGGGCAUCGACGCGCGCUUCCAAGACAUCGGGGCCGCCAUCCAGGAGACGAUCGAGUCCUACGAGAUCGAGAUGAAUGGCAAGACCUGGCCAAUCAAGUCGGUGCGGAACCUCAACGGCCACUCCAUCGAACCUUAUCGGAUCCACGGCUUCAAGUCGGUACCCAUUGUCAAGAACCAAGAUUCUUCCAUCAUGGAGGAGGGAGAGUUCUACGCCAUUGAAACUUUCGCCUCCAAUGGCAAAGGCUAUGUGGUGGAGGAUCUCGAGUGCUCCCACUACAUGAAGAUCUUCGAUGCGCAACAUGUGCCCCUGCGCGUGAAGAGCUCAAAGGCCUUGCUGCAUACGAUUGAGCAGAACUUUGGAACCCUUGGUUUCUGCCGACGAUGGUUGGAUGACCUGGGCGCGACCCGUCACUUGAUGGCCUUGAAGAACCUGGUGGACAACGACGUUGUCCAGCCAUAUCCGCCCCUCUGCGAUGUCAAGGGCUCGUACGUCACGCAGAUGGAGCACACCAUUCUGCUGCGGCCGACGUGCAAGGAGUUGCCUCACAUCUCGGACUAUGCGCUGAUGGCGGAGGGCUUCCCAAAGACGGCUCGCUCUCCCCACGAGGUGAAAGCCUUCUUCGAGUCUAUCCUGGGCUUCGAAGUCGAGGGAGUGUCGAUUGCCUACGACCUCUCCGAGGAAGCGGAGUUUGUAGAGAAUCGAAUCUUGCGUGUGGCGGAGCAGGCAGAUGCCCACCUGGGCGUUUAUCCUGCAGAACUCGCCGACGUUCGGGAGAUGAUGGCCAGUAGCCAGGAUGGACAUGUGCUUGACAGCCUCGUGAGCUCUGGCCAAGCCGUUGUCGUUUUCUCCCGGGAAGAAGACCGGGAGUUCUGCCUCCGAAGAUUUGUUGAGAUCCGACGACAGCUUCGGCAGAGUGAGAGCAGGGUGUCGAUGGAUGAGGCCGAUACGGAUGACGAGUCACAAGCCCUGCUCGGCGGCAAGAGGCCGUCGCAAGCCAGCAAGCAAGGUCGGGGUCCAAGCGGUGCAGCCCGGCUAAGUGCAGCGAUGCUCUUCCGUGGAAAGUUUCCGAUCACGGUUGCCGAGGUUCCAGACGCUGCAGAUCUCCUUUGGAAGAACUUCCAGGUCCAAGGAGGCCUCAAGUUCACCAGAGUGGUGCUCACGUUCCUCGGUGGGUUGUUGAUGGUCUUCGUCGUUUCAGCAGUUGUCUUUGCUCCAUCGGUUCUCUCUGGCGUGAGUUACCUGAACAUCAGCGAUCCCUCCACGGCACAAGUGUCACUGAAGUGGCUGGAGCAGGUCUCCAUGGCUGGAAUGACAGCCGUGCUGAACCGGCUCUUGGCGAUCGGCAUGAGAUCAGCUGCUGAAGCUGGCGGCUUUGUACAGAAGGUCAGUGAGGACAGCGUCUUCUUGGUAUGUACAUACUUGUUGGUCCUCGCCAACUCAGUUACACCUCUGGGUAUUGCCCAAAUUGUGGCAUCCUGGUCGGACUUGCGAGUCACCCCGUACUCAGCAACAGAGUGGCUAUUCACGUUGAUGGCCGUGAUCCUUCUCACGACGGAGUUUCUCUAUAUCGUCUAUCCAGCCUGGUCCUACUGGACUGCGCACUUCCGUGUGCGGCAAAGCAGGUACAUCACAGUUCGGGAAGGUCAGCCAGUCUUGACAAGUGCCGAGUUUGCAAUGGCUCAGAGGUACGUCGACGUCUUGCUGAUGAUGACAUUGGUAUUUGUCAUGAUAACCAUUGACUACAAGUCCAUGUACACGAUUGGCUCUGAGAUCUUAAUGCUCUUCUACAGUUUCUACGUCUAUUUCAUCGACAAGUUCUUCUUCUUGCGCAUCAAUCGGCAGACGUACUAUGUGAGUUCCAAUCUCGAUCGCACGGUGCACUACCUUUUUGCGGUUCCCAUGUUACUUCUGGCUUGGUUUCCUCUUCAGCUCUUUGACUCUUGGCUACCGCCGAGUGGUUGGGGCAGAUAUGCAGCCAUGCCUGCAGCUGCGGCUGGCGUUGUGCUACUGUUCCUGGCCACGGUGAGUAUAUGUCAAUGCCUCGGUGAGUUUCUGGGACGUCUACCGAAAUAG
Symbiodinium sp. CCMP2592 is the source of this 3072-nucleotide messenger RNA. The record is from the annotation of a GenBank genome assembly. Lineage: Eukaryota; Dinophyceae; Suessiales; Symbiodiniaceae.